AUGAUUGACUGUAAAAGCAUCAUCCUUUUUUUUUUUUUUUUUUUUUUUGGUACAUUAGAAGGAUCUAAUUCACAGAGUAUUCAUCAAUUUCUACAGCAUUCAACUGCAGAUACAGUGAAAUAUACCACACCUCCGGAAAAGAUAUCUAAAGUUCCCAGGCCUUCAGCAGCGGCAUGUGGCUCUGCACCAUCGGAUCGUCCUUAUGCUUGUCCAAAUGAAGGUUGUAUAAAGGCCUACAUAGAUGAAUACGAGCUUAAAAUACAUUUGAGAAGAGAGCAUCCUGGACAUAUGUCUGUUGAAAAUGCUGAGAAUGCCGCUCCCAAUGCUCACAAUGAGAUGGAUGAGGCUAGUGAUCAAGUUGCUUAUGCUGAGAAGCGGAUAAAUGGGAAAAGUCAGAAGCAGAGCCGUUCCGAGCCUAGGUUAAAGAUGCCUCCUCCAAAAAUCACACAACGUAAAGGUUCAAGUCCAUGUCUUGCCACUUUGAAAGCGGUGAAAAAAUCUUGGCCAGUAAAAGAAGAAACCUACGAGGAAGAAGAUAGUGAAGAGACAGAGGAGGAGGAUCGUGACAAUGCAGAGGAUGGAUGAAGAUAUGUGGAAAACAAUGAAGAUGAUGAUGAAGAGACGGAGUAUGAAGACUGAAGAGAGAAAUACAGCUAGGGUCGUUUUAUUUAUUUUUUUUAAUUUUUAUUUUGUAAUAUGGUUUUCUUUUUUAUAUUUCUCUGAAGUAAUGCUGAACUUGAGGAAAUCUGUAAUUCUUUAGGGCAUAUUGAUCACUUGCAUUUUAACUUACUGGCCCUCUCCCGUUUAGCAAUUUUGUUCCAAUGGUCUUCGCUUGACAUAUAAUUGUACAGUGGAGUGGCUGUACAGGAAAUUAACAAAAUGAGGAUAAUGAAUUAUUUUCUCUUGGUCAA
This is a messenger RNA of Hevea brasiliensis (rubber tree), 911 nucleotides long. Its product is annotated as zinc finger transcription factor YY1-like. Lineage: Eukaryota; Viridiplantae; Streptophyta; Magnoliopsida; Malpighiales; Euphorbiaceae. The record is from RefSeq and is a predicted model, not a curated record. The coding region runs from base 1 to 585 and encodes 194 amino acids. The transcript has 2 exons.